Scaptodrosophila lebanonensis is the source of this 479-nucleotide messenger RNA. RefSeq lists its product as uncharacterized. The coding region runs from base 112 to 384 and encodes 90 amino acids. The record is from RefSeq and is a predicted model, not a curated record. The transcript is spliced from 2 exons. NCBI's taxonomy places the organism in Eukaryota, Metazoa, Arthropoda, Insecta, Diptera, Drosophilidae.
GUCAAGUAGGCAUUGCCAUUUCUUACUUCACCUUAUAGUUAGUUUAAAUUCAAAAUUUGCUGUAAACUCUAAAAAAGGCACCCCAAAAUAUUGAAUUAUUCGAGGUCCACAAUGGCGAAUCCAAAGGCGACGAAAACUUCCAAAACUGGUCUCAAAUUUAGCACCGCCUUAGGUGAUCCAGAAACCAAGCGCAAAUUGCUGCUCUAUCGGGAGCUGCUGCGUCAAGAGAUGCGUAAAGAGCUGGAAAAGCCUCGAGUAAUCAGAAAGGUGCGGGUGAAGCCGGAAGAAGCACAGGCCUUUGCAACAUGGAAGCGCCUCCAUGUAGAGCCUCGAACCAGCAUCGACAUAUGGACGAUGCCGAACAUGAGGCCCAAAUACCAAUAAAUACGGCAAUGUUGCCGAGUUAGAGUUUACAACGUUUGUACAAUUUUCGGUCAAUAAUAAAUUGAAAUAAAAUUUUCAUAUCAACCAAAAUGAAA